AUGAUUAUAUAAUAAAAUGAAGAAUAGGAAAUAUAUUAACAAUAAGACUCAAAUGAUACUGAAUAAAAACUAAAAAGUUCAUAUGUAUCAAAUGAAUAUGUAGAAGCUGGUAAUAAUAGUCCUCAAAAUUCAGUUGAUCUUAAAUAGUUAUAAGCACCUUAAAUAAAUUAAAUUCCUAAAGUAAUGGUAAAUGCAAGCAGUUAUUAAUCUAUACCAAUGAGUUCUUAAUUUAGAUAUUAAGAUGAUUAACAAUCAUAAAAGAUGAAAACAGGACCCAGUGAUUAAUCCAAAAUAACACCAGGUUAUACUAAAUACAUGAUAGAAGAAUCAAAUUAAUAAUAUGAUUAUGUAAGAGGAAUGUUCACUGAAGAUGAAAUUAAAGAGGCUUUUAAUGUUUUAGAUAUGAAUAAAGAUGGUGGCAUUACAUCUGAAGAUUUAUCAUUCUUUUUAGAUUUUAUUGGAGAAAAGGCAACUUCUGAAGAAAUUGAAGAAAUGAUAAGAAUGUGUGAUAAAGAUGGAAGUGGAGAAGUUAAAUUUGAAGAUUUUAAGAAUUUAGCUGGAGGAUGGUCUUUACCAACAUUAGGUUAAGCUCAUCCACCAACAAAAGAAUUAGUAGAAAAAAGAACAUAAAUCAAUCAAACUAUGAUGGAAAAAGAAGUUUAAGAGGUUGCUAGAAAAGGAAAGAUAACUCCUUAGAUGGUUGAAUAAAUUAGAAAAAAUGAAUUAACUAGUCCAAGAUUUGGUUAAGAUGAAUAAUCUAAACUGAUGUUUUAAUCAAUUAACAACAUAGCAUCUUAAAAAAAAUAAAGAUAAGUUAUUGGAUAAAAUUUAAAAGUUAUUCGAUCUGAUGAAGGUUAAAUUACUUAAUAAACUAAAUAAAAAUCAUCUUUAAGUUAAAGAGAAAUUAUGCUCUAAAGAAAAAAUAACUCUGCAAGAUUUGUAAAAGAAAAGAAAAUUGAUCAAGCUUAUAUAUUAGAUGUUUUUGAUAAAAUUAAUAAACUUGAUAUUAUGGAAUCAUGUACUUAUGAAGAUUUCAUUCAUUAUUUGGAUAUUUUAGAUAGUAAAAAUAAAAUAUAUUUAAGAUCAUCAAUCAAAAUUAUUAUUCAAUUCCAUGAAUGAAAAUCCAGUCAGAGAAGAAUAUGUUAAAAGUUCAGAUAAUGUAAUUGUAGAUCAAACUGUUAAUUUAAAAAAUACUCUUCUAACAUUAUUGGGUUAAACAAACUGUCGAAAACAUGAUAAACUUGAAAUAGCUUAUUUAUUAUAAGAUUCUAAUUAGCAAGGAUACAUUUUUUUAGACGAUUUGAUUUCUUUACUUGUAAAUUUAUAUUGCAUUUCAGAAGUUGGAAUAAUUGAACAAAAAAUAUUAAAAAUGACUGCGAAGAAGGGUUUGAAAAAUAGAAAAGAUACAAUUAAAAAGGAUAUUUAUAUAAGUAUGGUUAAUGAAUACGGAUAAGUAUUUGAACCGAUUUGACAG
Paramecium sonneborni is the source of this 1474-nucleotide messenger RNA. Lineage: Eukaryota; Ciliophora; Oligohymenophorea; Peniculida; Parameciidae. The record is from the annotation of a GenBank genome assembly.